Molecule: messenger RNA, 3430 nt
Organism: Quercus robur (English oak)
Lineage: Eukaryota; Viridiplantae; Streptophyta; Magnoliopsida; Fagales; Fagaceae
Product: probable L-cysteine desulfhydrase, chloroplastic
Exons: 2
Coding region: 314-1675 (453 amino acids)
Source: RefSeq, a predicted model, not a curated record
UGGGAUACCAAAUUACCAAUAUCUUUCUCACACGUGAGUAACACACACAUAAAAAAGAGUAGCAGAGAGAGAGCGAGAGAGAGAAGGAGACAAGAAGAGUGGAGGGUAUGAAAUGUCAGAAGCUGAUUAGUUUAUUCAGUUAAUGGAAGGUGGAACCUCCCAUGACACCCACUUGUAACUGGUUCUUGUUUUUUUCAACUCAGUUUCUGACCCUUUCUUCUCUCAAAUUCAACCUCUUCAAACUCCAAACCCUACAAACUCUACCGCCCCCCACAAAAACCGCCACCACCACCACCCAAAACUCCAUCACACCAUGGGCUCCCAAUCUCACCCUCACCCUCACCCUCAUCUCAAUGGUGACUCCAAUACCCACAUCCCAAAAAAGCCAAAGCUUUCAUCUUUAUCAUCUUCUUUAAUCACUGAAGCUGAAAUCCAAAACGAAUUCAACCACCAUGACCCCACCGUAGCUCGCAUCAACAAUGGUUCCUUUGGCUGUUGCCCUCUCUCCAUUAUCCAGUCCCAGCAAGAACUGCAACUCGAAUUCCUUCGCCAACCUGAUCACUUCUACUUUUCCGAACUCAAACCGGGCAUUCUCAAGUCCCGCAUCCUCAUCCAACGCCUCAUCAAUGCCCACCACCUUGAUGAAAUCUCCAUCGUCGAUAACGCCACCACUGCAGCCGCCAUCGUCCUCCAAAACAUCGCCUGGUCUUUCGCUGAAGGCAAAUUCAAUCAUGGUGAUGUUGCCAUUAUGCUUCACUAUGCUUAUGGUGCUGUGAAAAAGUCCAUUGAGGCCUAUGUUACCCGUGCCGGCGGGCAUGUCAUCGAGGUACAUUUGCCCUUCCCUGUGAAUUCUAAAGAUGAGAUUGUGUUUGAGUUUAGGAAGGCUUUAGAGAAAGGGAAAGAGAACGGUAAGAAAGUGAGGUUAGCUGUGAUUGAUCACAUAACUUCAAUGCCUAGUGUGGUUAUACCCGUUAAGGAAUUGGUUAGGAUUUGUAGGGAGGAAGGUGUGGAUCAAGUUUUUGUGGAUGCAGCUCAUGGAAUUGGGUGUACUGAUGUUGAUAUGCAAGACAUUGGUGCUGAUUUUUACACUAGUAAUUUGCAUAAGUGGCUCUUUUGCCCGCCUUCCAUUGCGUUUUUGUAUUGUAGGAAGUCGCCUGGGUGCAUAGAUUUGCACCAUCCGGUUGUGUCUCACGAGUAUGGAAAUGGGUUGGCUGUGGAAAGUGCUUGGAUUGGAACUAGGGACUAUAGUGCUCAGUUGGUGGUUCCUAAGGUGUUUGAUUUUGUCAAUAGGUUUGAGGAUGGUAUUGAGGGGAUCAAGAAGAGGAAUCAUGAUAAUGUUGUGGAGAUGGGGCAGAUGUUGGCAAAAGCGUGGGAGACAAAUCUUGGAUGCCCUCCGGAGAUGUGUGCUAGCAUGAUCAUGGUUGGGUUGCCAGCUUGUUUGGGGAUUUCAAGUGAUUUGGAUACUUUGAAGUUGAGGACACAUUUGAGGGAGAAGUUUGGUGUGGAAGUGCCUAUUUAUUACAGGGCACCAAAAGAUGGGGAGGUUGAUGUGGUAACUGGGUAUGCAAGGAUUUCUUAUCAAGUCUACAACAAAGUUGAGGAUUAUCACAAGUUCCGGGACGCAAUCAAUCAGCUUGUUGGUGAUGGGUUCACUUGCGCUCUUCUUUAUAAUUGAAGAGGUAUGUGCCAUAACUUGUUGAAGUAUUCUGCCCCCGAGCAAGAGGAUGCAUUCAUACUUUUCUCAUAGAAACAGUAGUUUAGUGCCUUUAAAAAGUGAUAACAUUGAAAUCUGCUGCAUUUCAUUAUGUUGUUUAAAUUGGAAGUUUAGUAAUUUGUAAUAUAUUUUUUUCUUUUCUGGCAAAAACCACAUAAGGUUGUUUUUUUUAAAUGCAUAAGAAAAAAGAAGAAAAAAAAAAGGGUUAUUCCUUGAGAUUCAAAUGAUUAUGUAGCUUAUGCAGCAGACCCAUUAGCACUUGUUUUUGUUUUAGGCAACUCAGUAUUUAUUAUUCAUCACUUUAUUCAUAACUUGGAUCUUUUCCUACUCCUUAUCUUUAAAAUCUUUCAUCGACAUUUUCUAAUUUGCAGACCUUCCACUUGUUUUAUACCAUCUCUCCUACCAAUGAGAUUUAUAACUUGUCACAACUCAAUUCUUACCACAGAAAAGCAAAGCUCCUUUCUGAAAAGGAGGCACAUCAAGUACAAAUAUUUUUUUAAACCUAUAGAGUACACUUUUUCUAUGAGAUUCUUGAAAAUUUGUAUAAUCACCUUAACCACAAGGGUAAGCAUUGAUAUGAUCUUUGUGCGUCAUUCUCAUUACUUGCAACUAGACAUUAGUUUGUAAUCAGAGUGGUUAGGUCUCUGUGUGUUUCAGAUUGCUCGGAGUGUUAUUACUUGAUCUUUGUUAGCUUGUCUAUCUCAAAUAUAAUUUCAAUGUGUCACUUUCUGAAAACUCUUUGGAUUAGUUGUUGCUGAACAACAAAGGAAAACAUUAUCAGAACAAAUUAUUAUUCCUUUCCCUUCCCCUGCCCUGUUAAUUCCAUUAUGUGUGUAAUUUGGCAAUCUUUUCAAGCACAAUGCACAGAUUGUCUCCCUUCACCCCUUUCUUCCCUCCUUUUGAGAUUAAGCACUUCUAAUAUCUUUCCAAUUUUGCUGUUAGAUUUUGGUCUCACCAAUUUUUGUAAGUCUGAAAACUCAUAACCUACUACUCCUUCUUUAUUAAUCUUAUUUUGGUUUGCAUUUUUAAUUUCUUAAUUUAAAAAGCUAAAAUCAGUUUCUUGGUUCAGUUUAAUGAAUCUUGUUUUGUCAUUCCUGUCAACUGAAACUAAAAAUCAUUUUCAAUGUUGUGAUGAAAACUAAUAAAAGCUCAAUAUUGUUGUCAGCAGCUCAACUAAGAACAUUAAUUUUUCAUGUAGUAGUUAAAGUGUUUGUAUGAUAUUUCUGACUUGGAAUAUUUCAUGUGUGUGUAUCUUUGAACAGAAGUAGUUUUGUUAGCACCUAUUAUUAUUCAUGGGUAUGAAACCAGUGAAUCAUAGAACUCUUGUUAGCCACAUCAAACAUGAGGCAUAGUAGUGAUUAAUUAAUGCCUUUAUGAGAUAAGUGGUUUUCCCUAGAAAUGCCUUGUGUUGUGAUGAGAUGAAAGGAGGAAGCCUUCUUUUGGUUCUUCAAAUCCUCUUGUAAACAUAAAUAGGUGAGCAGUAUGUUUAUCAGACUCUUGGUUAAUUCCGAAUAGCUAUUGCAAAUUUGUGCAAUAACUUGAGAAUCUGAUAGUCAUUGCUAUUCUUUUUUUUUUUUUUUGAUGUGUUGUCGAUUUAUCUUACUUCAAUGAGGCACUAAAUACGUUUUUUUAUUUAAAUAACAGCUGUGUCUUGUGUGCUCGGCUACUUUUCAUGGUUUCGCUACCAUGAACUCCCAAAAUCAGAGGAGAAACAAA